Molecule: messenger RNA, 2493 nt
Organism: Podospora pseudocomata
Lineage: Eukaryota; Fungi; Ascomycota; Sordariomycetes; Sordariales; Podosporaceae
Exons: 1
Coding region: 1-2493 (830 amino acids)
Source: RefSeq, a predicted model, not a curated record
AUGUCUUCAGCAGGGGCCCCUCGUGUGCCAAAGCAAGGGCAACAGCAGGUCGCAAAGGGAAGCGUAUCUCGAAAACCAGUUCCUGGGGGUGACGAAGCAGGAGAAUCAUCAACAGCUCAAGGAGGCCCACGGAGAGCACCUUCACGGCAACAGAGACCUCAACAACAGCAACAGCAAUCUAUGGUGCCAGCAUCCACCGAAGAAGAUGGCCGGCUUCCCAGGACGGCGAGGGGGCAAGAAAGUACGGCUGUCAGAGGAAGAAAGCGGUCGGCCGGUCCCAAGAGAGGGAUGCCUCGCCAACCUUCGACGCAGGGGAGCAGUCGUCAACCAGCUCCAGGGCGUACUGCUGAGAAUGUGACAGAGGCAAGCUUUUCUUCACGCAGAGAGCCUACCGAAAGUGCACCAGAACGUCCAGCAGCUUUAAGUACCCAACAACGCAAACUCAAUCAAGGGCCUCCAGCUUCCGCCAGAAACCAAGUCAGUCCAGAUCAAGGUGCACCCAACUUCUCUUUCCCGAAACCAGCGGUGAAAGAAGAACCUCCUCAAGCAGAGAUCCAAGCAAAUCAAACAGCUAGUCGUCGAGGACCGCCUCGAGGCCCAUUACCGUCUGCCCCCGUGGCCGCGGUGCAAGGCCCGUCUCGUCAGGGGCCGCCGAUCCUGGCAGAAGCCCUUCCUAUCCCGCGAGGACCGGUGCCCCCGGUCCCAACUUCAUCGCGGUCCGGACAAGUUCAAUCUUCUCGAGUUGAACAAGCUGUGCCGGUGGUUCUACGACCGACUCGUCAACAAGCAAUGGCCCCGGUGCAAUCGUUUGAGCAGGCACAGGCAAGGCGCAAUAUGCCACAGGAAAGAAACCCAGCCUACCCCCCGCCGCUCCGCACCGCAAACCUCAUGCCCGAUCCUCCUCCACGGCAAACCUCCGUGUCCGCCGGAGGAUUUUCGCAAACCUCUGACCGUUUGGUUUCACCGCAGAGCGCCUUACCUCAGGCCACGUACAAUCCCCACGUCUCGGCAGAGACUAGUCGCUCCCGCAAUGUUGUUUCUCCCUCAAAACCUCUACCCCCUUCCACUGGCUCGUUCUCUCGAAAGCCGGUCAAUUCACCGCCACACCAAAUGUUGAUGAACCCUCUUCGGUCAUCACCACCAAACCCCCCGCCCCCUCCUGCCGACUCAAGCUUGCCGGCCGGCUUCUCUCGCAACAUUGACAUGAACCCCUUGAGGCAGUCGCCUCCUAACCCACCCCAGAAGCCAGUCAUGUCUUCCAACCUUUCUCAACAAACCAUUAACCCCUUGAGGCAAUCGCCACCCAACCCUCAAGUAGCAGAAGACGGCAUACCCGUUGGUCUUUUCUCUCAAAACCCAUCAGCCCCUCCCCAAAGACCAGCCCUCGCCGCUCCUCCUCAACGAAAGGAAAUCGCCCCUCUCAACAUCACCAGCUCUUCCCGAAACAUCAACAACACCUAUCCUGCUGGCCCCUCCCGCUCCGGCAUCGUCAGCCCACCAAGAGUAACUUCCCCGCCCCAGGGCGGUUACCUCUCCCGCAACAUCACCUCCCCUUCGUCAAACCAAGACGGCGGCCGCUAUCCCACCAUGCCUCGGGCCGUCGUCUCCCCCCCCUAUCAGCCCCGCGCCGUCGGAGGCACUCCCUCCAAGCCAGCCUACAACCAACACUCGCACUCCAGCUCCUUCGACUCAGUCGCCUCCUCCGCAACGGCAACAUCCACCCGCCCGUUAAACCCAACCGUCCAACCAUCCUCUUCCUUCUCCCCGCCAACAAGAAAAAACACGGACCUGUCCUACUCCAAACCACUGUACAACACCCAGGCCCCGCAAACACCUUACAUGUCCAUCCUGCUGUCUCUGGACAAAAUCCCUCGCCUGCACAACAUCCUCUCCACCCUUUUUCUUUUUCUUCUUCUAGCCGGCUACGUGAUCAUCCCGGGGUCGUUCACGGCCCUCUCCCGCCCCCCGUUGGACCCUGAAAGCGCUAUACCCAUCAACCUAGGCGCAAACACCACCCCGGACAAGAAACUUCUUCUCACCAGGGCGAACACGGCAACGAUGGUGGUAGGCUUUGUGUUUAUCAUCAUCGGAACUUUUGGGACGGCGUGGCUGGGGUUGAAGUGGAGGAGGAAUUAUGUUUGGUUGCUGAACAAGUUGUACUUGCCGCUUGUGAUGUACAGCAUGGUUGGGCUGGUUGGGACGGUGGUGGGGGUUUAUGCUGUGCAGAAUGGGGAGUGGUCGACGCAGGCGAUCAUUGCUGGGAUUUUGGAGGCGGUGGAGAUGGUGGUUGGGGGAUUGUUGUUUGGGGUUUAUAAUGUUUGGUUGGUGCAGAGGGUCAGGCAGGAGGGUGGGGGUGGGCAAGGGGGGUAUGAUAAGCAGGAGAAGGAAAGGGGAAGUAAAAAGAAGGGGAACAGGAGGAGGAAGGGGGGGUUGAUGGGACGGUUUAGGGGGUGGAGGGGGAAGAGGAGUAUUGCUGUUGGGAGUGUGGUUUGA